AAUAGCUUCCUCUGUCUAUCUUAACCCUCAAGGAGGAACCAGAAACAAAGGGUGGAGUCACUUAGUUUAGUUAUUAUUCUGUUCAAAUCACCUUAAGCUUGAAGAAAGAAAGAGAAGAGAAAUUGGAGGAACUGCUGCCUUGCCCUUGGGACAUCUUCAGGAUGGAUAAUUAUGAUACAUCUGACUUGAAUGAAGCUGAGGACACUGAGCUAAAGAUAAUGAAGAAGCACCAGAAAGACUUUCUGGAAGACAUUCAGAAAAUAAAUCAAGAGAUUGCUGAAAUAUUACUGGAGAUUGAUCAUUUCCAGCAAGCACAAUCAUGCAAACGUAUUCAGAGGGAUAAGAACUUGAGCAUUGGACGGAAGAAAUUUAAUAUGGAUCCUGAUAAGGGUAUUCAAUAUCUGGUUGAGCACAAGGUACUCUCCUUGGAUGCACAAGAAGUUGCCAAAUUUCUUUACCAGGGAGAAGGACUCAAUAAAACAGCCAUAGGAGAUUACCUGGGGCAAAGGGAUCCACUGAAUCUCCAGAUACUGCAGGCUUUUGUAGAAUGCCACCAGUUUGCCAAUCUCAAUCUUGUGCAAGCACUACGGUGA
Molecule: messenger RNA, 593 nt
Organism: Crotalus tigris (Tiger rattlesnake)
Lineage: Eukaryota; Metazoa; Chordata; Lepidosauria; Squamata; Viperidae
Gene: CYTH4
Product: cytohesin 4
Exons: 6
Coding region: 162-593 (143 amino acids)
Biological process (GO): regulation of ARF protein signal transduction
Molecular function (GO): guanyl-nucleotide exchange factor activity
Source: RefSeq, a predicted model, not a curated record